UUUUUACUCCAGUAAAAUUUUAUUCAAGUUUACAGCCUUUAGGCCUUUCAUUGAACAGCUUAUAAAUGUUUAUUUAUUGAGGAAAGAAAACACUUUUCACGUCAGAAUGUAUUGCAUAUGAAUACAAAAUGCAAGCAGCAAGGCGGGACAGCAUUCAAUAAUUAUAUGUUUGUUAUUGUGUAAUUUCUUCCCAUUUUCUCCUUUCUUAAAUAUUUCUGCAAUGGAAGACUGUGAAGUUGCGAACGCUGAAGAUACGGAGAUUUUGGAGAACCUGACAGAGGAGCAGAUAGAAGAGUUUAAAGAGGCAUUUCGUCUCUUUGAUAAAGAUGGGUCAGGAACAAUAUCCAACGACGAGUUAGGGACAGUUAUGAGGUCACUUGGUCAAAACCCCUCUGACCAGGAGCUCACUGACCUCGUAGAGGAAGUGGACAUUGAUGGGAAUGGAGAAAUUGACUUUCAGGAGUUUCUCCUGAUGAUGGCAAAAAAGAUGAAUGCCGUUGAUUCCGAGCAAGAAAUAAGAGAGGCUUUCAAAGUUUUCGAUAAAGAGGGGACUGGAUCCAUCAGUUCGGCGUACCUACGACACAUAAUGACGACGAUGGGCGAUCGACUGGAAGACGAUGAGGUCGAUGAGAUGAUCCAGGAGGCAGACAUAGACGGAGAUGGCGAUAUUGAUUACGAUGAGUUUGUAAAAAUGUUGGCUGGUGCUGGACAAGAAGAAAAAGAGGAAAAGCAAAAAGCCAUCGCUCAAAAAGGUGGCGCCACCGGAAGUACACCGGCAUCUAAACCAGAAACCAAGACAGAGACAAAAAAUGACCCAAAACAAAGUUCCUUAGCAAAGAAAAAAGAUGCACUGACGGAAGAUCAAGUCGCAGAGUUUCGGGAGGCCUUCAGUCUCUUUGACAAAGAUGGCUCCGGGAACAUUUCCGGAGGCGAACUGUUGUCAGUAAUGAAAUCACUAGGUCAAAAUCCAACAAACGCUGAACUGGAGGAACUUAUCAACGAAGUGGAUCAAGAUGGCAAUGGAGAAAUUGACUUCAAUGAAUUCCUGCAAAUGAUGUCAAAGAAGAUGAAGGAGACGGACACAGAGGACGAAAUUCGCGAGGCGUUCCGAGUGUUUGACGACACCGGAACUGGGUCCAUUAGUUCUAAUCAGCUCCACCUGAUACUGACGACUAUGGGGGACAAGCCGAGAUUAACGGACGAAGAGGCAAAUGAAGCUGUCAAAGUCGCUGACAUAGACGGAGAUGGGGAUAUUAAUUACAUUGAGUUUAUAAAGGUGAUGACGGAAAAAAUAGAACAGACGUACCACAUGAAAGAUGAGAUGGUCGCAGAUUUCUCCGAGGCCUUUGAAAUGUACGCGAAAGGGCGAGGCUACAUUCACCAGGACCUUUUAAAAGAAAUACUGGAACUAGUAGAACAGCCAAUGCCUGAGGACGAGAUUAGUGAUAUCAUUGAAACAAUGUGUAAAGGUAGUAAUAGAUUAGAUUUAGAGAGCUUCCUGCAAAUAAUGACCCACAAAAUGCGAUCCAGCGAUCCAAUUGAACAACUUCGAGACGCCUUCAAAGAGAUUGAUGCUGACGGGAGCGGAUCUAUAGACCGUGCUGAACUGAAAGAGAUGAUGAUGAAGAUGAUGUCAAACGACUACACAGAAGAGGAGAUUGAUUCGAUGAUCGACAAGGCAGAUUUGGACGGCGAUGGCGAGAUAGACUUUGAAGUACUUAGAUAUAAUCUCGGGAACUAUACACGUGAUUUGAUCCGAAUUUUGGACUUUAAAAUAAUGGCUGAUCUGGUAGCAGAGCUAUCUGAAGAACAGAUAUUAGAAUUCAAGGAAGCUUUUAGUCUUUUUGACAAAGAUGGCGAUGAAACAAUUACCACCAAGGAAUUGGGAACAGUCAUGAGGUCACUUGGUCAAAAUCCAACAGAAUCAGAACUUCAAGAAAUGAUACAGGAAGUCGAUGUGGAUGGUAAUGGGACAAUUGACUUUGAUGAGUUUCUUCAAAUGAUGGCGAAAAAAAUGAAGGACACGGAUUCUGAAGAGGAAUUAAAGUCAGCCUUUAAAGUCUUUGAUAGAGACAAUACAGGGUUUAUCAAUGGGCAAAACCUACGCACCGUUAUGACAAACUUAGGAGAGAAGCUUACGGACGAAGAGGUGGAAGAGAUGAUACGAGAGGCGGAUUUAGACGGUGAUGGAUUGGUCAAUUAUCAAGAGUUUGUGGCAAUGAUGGCUGGGAAGAGAUGACAUAUUCCUGUGGCUCUUUGGUGUAUGUUCUAUUUACUUUAAGUGUCAAUAUUGUCUAUUUACCCAAGGCAAAGAUGUUCAAACGUACGCAAAUGAACAAUACACAUGUCAAAGCAAUACACUGUAUCAUUUUUCAUUAAAAAAAUAUAUUAAACAGUUA
Molecule: messenger RNA, 2399 nt
Organism: Saccostrea cuccullata (small rock oyster)
Lineage: Eukaryota; Metazoa; Mollusca; Bivalvia; Ostreida; Ostreidae
Exons: 18
Coding region: 221-2239 (672 amino acids)
Cellular component (GO): myosin II complex
Molecular function (GO): calcium ion binding
Source: RefSeq, a predicted model, not a curated record